Enhydra lutris kenyoni (northern sea otter) is the source of this 1398-nucleotide messenger RNA. RefSeq names its product basic proline-rich protein-like. The record is from RefSeq and is a predicted model, not a curated record. The transcript is spliced from 5 exons. Lineage: Eukaryota; Metazoa; Chordata; Mammalia; Carnivora; Mustelidae. Bases 1 to 1398 code for a protein of 465 amino acids.
AUGGGAACACCACCACGGACCUCAGGGGCCCGGCGGGGCUGGGCUGCUCAGCACCCAGACACCGAGUACACCCUGGACCUAAGUCACUGGAACCCUUUCUCCCGCUUCGACCGCCGUCCAGUGAGCACAGCAUCACCCAUCUCCAUUGCCACUUCCAGCCCCAACCCGUCUCCCAAGCUCCGGAUGCCCACUUACAACUGCCCCCAUGACAGCUCUGCUGGGGUCCCUAAGAGAAUCACGAACAAUACGUCCAUGAGCGCCCGCCAGCAGGAAGCUGCCGCCAAAGAUGACAUGCGGAGACCUUCCGUGCAGAUCAGCACCAAGAGACUGACCACCGGCAAUCGGCCCAAUCCCGAGGCGGCGGCCGGCCCCCCCAAGCCCCAGCCCCGCAAGCCCCGGCCUCCCGCAAGCCCCGGCCUCGAGCCCCCGCCUCUCCGACUCCCCGAAUGCACCGCCCUCCCCGCGCCCCCCGGGCCUUCUCCGGUCCCCUCGUCCCUCCGUUUACCCGGGCCCCGGCCUCCCCUCAGGCCGGCCUCCACCCUCGCCGUCCUCCCAGAACCCGCCCCCUCGCCGUCCCCGUCCCCGGCCUCCCCGGGGCCGCCGGGCUCCCCACAGCCUCCUCCGCCCGCGUCCCCGGCCGGCCUGCACCCCGGCCCUCCCCACAGCGCCAGCCGCCCGGGCCCCUCCCUCAGCCUCCCCACGUCCUCGGCCUCCCGAGCCGCGCGCGGGAGGGGCCCGUCUCCGCCGCACCCGCCGCCCGGGCCGGCUGCUCGGCGCCGCUCGGCCCUCCGCCCGCCGGCCGCGGCCCUGCCAAGCCCCAGAGCCGGGAGGCGACCCGCCCGCCCGCGCCCCGGCCCCCACCCCGGCCCCGCACUCACUCGGACCGCGCUGGCGCCGGGACCGGCGGGCUUGCGCCCUCGGGGCCGUGCUGCGUCGGCGCGGGCCGCGCGUGCGCGGCGACCAGCUGAGGCGCGCGACGCCGCCACGGCGCGCGCCCGGCCGCGUCCCCGAGCCGAGCUUCCGCCUCUCCGGAGGACCGGGCAUGCGCUUGGCGGCCCGCGCAUGCCCAGAACGCCACGGCUCCCGGCUCCCGAGACCGCGCAGGACAACGGCGCCGGGCUUUCGGGGACUGCGCGCGGGCGUGGCGGCCGGUCCCGGGAAGCCUCCGCGCGGGGCGGCCCACCGGCGGCACUCUGGGCGGGCGGGGUCGGGCCCACCUCGGGGAAACCCUCCCCCCCGCCCUGCCCCCACAGCCCGGACGCGGCCCCUUGGCGGGGCCUCCCUCGCCUGCCGCCCUGCAGCCCGGCCCCAGGGCCCGAACCCGCGCGGUCGCGCCCCGCUGUGGGCCGGGGCCUGGCCCGGGUCCUCGCCAGGCUUCCUGCCCACCCCGAGGAGUGA